Pocillopora verrucosa is the source of this 1732-nucleotide messenger RNA. Its product is annotated as melanocyte-stimulating hormone receptor-like. Lineage: Eukaryota; Metazoa; Cnidaria; Anthozoa; Scleractinia; Pocilloporidae. The record is from RefSeq and is a predicted model, not a curated record. Gene Ontology annotation, cellular component: plasma membrane. Gene Ontology annotation, molecular function: melanocortin receptor activity. Gene Ontology annotation, biological process: G protein-coupled receptor signaling pathway.
CAGAAGAAAGGAAUGGCCGACCAAGCGUGCCAGGCCUUACCAACAGAGGGAUGGAACAUUGUAUUGACGACUUUUCUGGGUCUUUUUAUCUCCUUUAUCGCUUCUACAACAAACGCAUUAACAAUCCUUGCAAUCUUCAAGAAAAGAUCACUCCAUUUUGUCACAUAUUAUUUCAUUGCUUCUCUAGCAGUUGGUGAUUUCCUUGUCGGAAUUGUCGCCCUUCCACUUUGGAUAGCACGGUCUCUUCUAAAAGUCGCCGACGAGGAGGACCCAUUAAGUUUUGCUGUGCGCUGCUUUUACUUUUUUUUCGUCGGGAUUUCGACGUAUAAUUUGUGCACUCUCAGCUUAGAAAGAUAUGUUGGUGUUAUCUUGCCUUUACGCUAUAACGAAAUAGUAACCGUUCGACGUUUUCAGUACGCGGUAGCGUCGGUGUGGGUUCUGUCAGGCAUCACCGCUUGCCUUUGUUUCGCCAUUCAUGAGGAUACCUACUGGUUUGUGGCCGUUUUUGCAGUGUUCUUUAUGCCGGGAAUUGUUAUUUCGUACUGCUAUGUCUGUAUAUUUAAGGAAACAUAUCGUCACCCGAGAGCCAAUGAACAGCUGCAAGCCGGUUCGGGAUCAACAAACCAAACGCACAACAGAAAGGCGUCUUUAACGAUUGCAGUUGUUAUUGGCGUAUUCUACAUGACAACCUUGCCUGCUCUGGCUUUUUCCAUCCAUGAAGUUGUUUCAGGGAAGAAUGCUCCGUGCCAAACGAAGAAAACACUCGAAUCCUGGGGAACAUGGGCGCUGUUUUUCGCCUACUCCAAUGCAGCUAUCAAUCCAUGGAUAUAUGCUGUUAGAAAAAGAGAAUUUAGAGAUGCUUUAAAAAUCUUGAUGUUCUGGAAACACUAGGCAGGACUUGGACGAUGUCUUUGCUAAUCACAUGAAGGAAACAGAGAGGGAAGAAGAACAUGCCUCGAUCUGACUGAAACAGCAGCUGGUUUAGAUAUCUUCAAUUUCUUUGAUCAGUUAGCGAGCACAGAAACAAAGCCGUAUGUUAAUUAUUUCUUCGCGAACGGAGCAAAACUUUUUUGCGUCCUAAAUCAAGCCUUAGCCUGGUCCACAGAAACUUUUGUGUUGUUUUAAACAACCCUUAUCUCUUUAUCUGGAAAGAAAAGUUCAGUUGCCUGCAUACAUUAUGGUUCAUUAUUUACUUUGAAGCAGACCAAUCAUAUAAAUACCGAAAAGACCAUAUUACUAAUGGCUUUGAAUAAAGUGACAUUAGAUUCUAGGGCUGACGACGUUCUAAGAUAUGAAAUGGACAGGUGAGAGUAGAAAAUAGAAAACUGAGAAUAAUAAUCGAUUAGCAGCUGCAUUGAACUCUAUUUUGUAUAUAUUAACUUACUGGUAGAGUUCGACAGCUCUGUCUCAGAACGGUUCGACUAAGUCGGGUAGCUUUGGCCCUUUUACUCGCCCGAGUGACCAUAUUUAUACAUUAACGAGCAGAAAAGUGACCAGAAAAAAGAAAAAUGUCAGUAAGGGGAUGAUUGGUUGAUCCAAAACCAAAUCCUCUGAGAUAACAUCAUUGGAAUUGUAUGGCAGAAAGAAAGGAGAAUUACUACUGAGAUCUAGGGAGUGAAAUUUAACUCCAUCGUUUUUUCAGCUGGCCUGACUCUGGAUUAGAUGAUGAUAAGUGAAAACAAUGAAGGAAAAGACAGAAAAAUCAUCGAAGGAGAUUUUCGUUUAUUUGCUA